GUCAUGCUUGUAACUGUCUGCAGUUUCUGGUCAUCUCCUCUACUAUGUCCGCAGUCUCUGGUCAUCUCCUGUACUGUGUCCGCAGUCUCUGGUCAUCUCCUGUACUGUGUCCGCAGUCUCUGGUCAUCUCCUCUACUAUGUCUGCAGUCUCUCUGGUCAUCUCCUGUACUGUGUCCGCAGUCUCUGGCCAUCUCCUGUACUAUGUCUGCAGUCUCUGGUCAUCUCCUGUACUAUGUCUGCAGUCUCUGGUCAUCUCCUGUACUAUGUAUACAGUCUCUGGUCAUCUCCUGUACUAUGUCUGCAGUCUCUGGUCAUCUCCUGUACUGUGUCUGCAGUCUCUGGUCAUCUCCUGUACUAUGUAUACAGUCUCUGGUCAUCUCC
Messenger RNA from Staurois parvus, 381 nucleotides. The record is from the annotation of a GenBank genome assembly. NCBI's taxonomy places the organism in Eukaryota, Metazoa, Chordata, Amphibia, Anura, Ranidae.